GUGAUUGAAAGCGGUAAUAGCGAGAGCUGCGCUACUUCGUGACGUGUUUGUUUUAUUUUAAGCUAUGGUUUCUGGCAUUCAAACUAUUGAUACUAACCAUGAAGAUAUGAUACAUGAUGCUCAGUUGGACUACUAUGGAACAACUCUAGCAACAGCUUCGUCUGAUCAUUCAGUUAAAAUAUUUGAUGUCCGUAACAAGAAACAAGUUCUUAUCGCUCACUUACGAGAUCAUCAAGGACCUGUUUGGAGUUUAAGUUGGUCCCAUCCUAUGUAUGGGAGUUUAUUGGCCUCUUGCGGUUAUGAUCGUAAGGUGAUUAUCUGGCAAGAAAUCAAUGGACGAUGGGGAAAAGUCUUUGAAUAUGCUGAACAUGCUAGUUCAGUCAAUUGCGUUUGUUGGGCUCCUCAUUCUUAUGGACUAAUGCUAGCAUGUGCUAGUUCAGAUGGGACAAUCUCCAUCCUUAUAUCAGACGAAACGAACUCUUGGCGCGUCUUUCGAAUCCCAGAAGCACACUCCGUUGGUGUUAAUAGCGUGUCUUGGGCACCCUCUAUAAAUGCUGAAUUCAUAUUCAAUCCCACGUUGGCAACAACAACAUCAACAAAUACUAUGAUUCCUCCUAUCAAAAGACUAGUUUCUGGUGGGUGUGAUUCUUUAAUUAAAAUAUGGCGUGAAGACGUUUCUUCUGGAAAUCCAGAAUGGAUCGAAGAAACUCGUCUAGAUGGUCAUACCGAUUGGGUACGUGAUGUUGCUUGGUGUCCAAGCUUGAAUAUUUCACGGCAAUUAAUCGCUUCAUGUGGCCAAGAUGGAAGAUUAAUAAUUUGGCAAUCGACAGCUAAUAAUGAUAAUAAUAAUGAAAAUCGUAUGAUGAAUCGGUCGACAGCAGUAAACGAUAAUAAUAAUGAUAAUAAAAACCCAAAUUCUAAUGAAUUAGUAGAAUCGAAAGAUUUCCAAUCUACACAAUAUUCCACGUUUUGGCGUCCAACCAUUUUGUAUACGUAUUCCGAUGUUGUCUGGAAUGUUUCGUGGUCUGUAACUGGAAAUAUUUUGGCGGUAUCUGGAGGAGAUAAUAAGGUUACACUUUGGAAGGAAAAUUUAGAAGGAACCUGGAUUGCUUUAAGUGAAAUUGCACGUGGUGGUCACGAUGCAUCCGCUUUAAUUGGAACUGAAGGGAAUAGUCAAACAUCAGAUCAAUCUACAACACAAUUGGCUGCUGCUACCUAAUAGGAUCUGUGUGCGCAUUUCGUUCAAAAAUCCUAUGAACUCUAUCAAAACCGAUUGGUUCGUCUUAAAAGUGUAUUUUCACCGUUAAAAUUUGUGCACUUACAAUCCCACAUUAAAUUUUUUUAUUGAGCAUUAUAUCAUUCACUCGACAGGUCGAGUUCUAUCAACUGUCAUUUUCAAAUACAUCCCAUUUAGCUUCCUUACACGAUCAUCAAUAAAUUCAAGUAUUUCUAUUCAGAUUUAAUUUAUCCUACAAUUUGCUACUUUUCAGCCUCAAGCAAACCAAGUUAUUCGUCAUUUUGAGAUUUGUUUCUAAUCCAUUUAAUUACAACACUUGCAACUGUCAUGUAUAUGAUGUUAACUUUCUGUAAAACUUGUUCUGAAGUAUGGUCAGUUUUUAAAGAAUUUGUAAGAUUUUGAAUGAUACUAAUUACCAGCCAGUCAUCAAUUUUAAAAUCAUUUUGGUUGUAAGUGACCAGUUACCAUAGCAGCUAGAAAUUUAUUUGUUUUCUGGUUUAAAACCAGAAAAGAAAUAUGGUGUAUGUUUUUAUUCUGACGGAUUAGUUUGUUUAGAGGUUUGAAAUGUGUUUUGUAUAUGCUGUUUCUUUCAUGUGACCUUAGAUAAUUUGUGAUGUGUUGUUUGUUCUCUCUUUCUUCCUUUUGGUUUACUUCUAUACCCAAAUUAUAUAUAUUCGCAUCCUCCCUUGUGAAAUCUUUUGCAAGCACCAUCAAAGUUUGAGGGUAAAUAUUAAUCCGUAAUUGUUAUUGUGAAUAGCGAUACCCGCAUUCAUUAUUUUUAAAUGUUAAACUUAUUUUCGGAUUUUUUAAGACCUAUUCUAUUGAAACAAUAAACAGACUUUUGAACAUAAUGGAUAGUCGCAACGAUAACAGCAGGCAGUUAAUUAUGAGUGAUCAUUUGGUUAAUCUUUUAUUUUCUUCUUUGCUUACCGUACUCAUCAGUAAAAUAUUUCUUGACAAUCUUUAGAUGUUAUCAAUGAUUUGUCCUUCACAAUGUUAUAUAUUAAUAUGUACUUCUUAAAUUUCGAACAGCUUCUUAGAGGAAUAUGUUUUGAAUGGACUCAAUAAUUGCUUGACGGACAAAAUUUGUUAAUGAUUCUUUACACUUUAAUUCAUUUUUAAAACAAUAUUUAACAUCUACUGAAAUAUAAUCAAAUUUAUGAAAAACUAUCGAAGAACUAUUUCUUCAUUAGUUCAUAUUUGUGAAGGUCGUAAUUGGUUAUAUUCUUUUUAAAAGGUCAUAUAGUUUUAAUUUCAUUAUAUUCCUUGAUAAACACAAUUUCUUGAUAUAGAUUUUAUUGAAGACGAAACUAAGGUAUAUUGUAAUCAUCUGACAACCGUAUAAUAUAUGUACAUAAAUAUAAUGAAAUAUUUCAC
Molecule: messenger RNA, 2614 nt
Organism: Schistosoma margrebowiei
Lineage: Eukaryota; Metazoa; Platyhelminthes; Trematoda; Strigeidida; Schistosomatidae
Source: the annotation of a GenBank genome assembly